AUGGGCAUAGAAAUCGUUGGUUUGGCAACAAUCAGUGUGGCUUUGGAUGCGGAGCUAUAUAUCGAUGACAGCGGUGAAAAAGUGGGAACAAUGGUGAUGAACGGUGUUCUGGAAACAAGCAUUUAUACGUCCAAUAAUCGAAUUGUUGGUGUUGCUGAUAUACGAUCUCUGAAAUUAACCGAUAAGCAGCAAACGCUCGGACUACCUCAGGAUGCGCUCAACAAUCUGGCUAACUUGGCUAAGGAGCUCCUUUCAAAGACGGCAAACGAUGCGUUGAUAAAAGGAUUCGUCGUCCAGCUACCAACCGCAAAAUUACCGUUCUCAUUUGUGCAACCGAAAUUUGACAUCGUUGAUCACGCCAUUCAUCUGGCAUCCGAUAUCCGGAUCUCACCAGCUACUCUUGGAAUUACCUCAUCAAGCAUUUGUCGGCGAUUUUAG
Molecule: messenger RNA, 438 nt
Organism: Gongylonema pulchrum
Lineage: Eukaryota; Metazoa; Nematoda; Chromadorea; Rhabditida; Gongylonematidae
Source: the annotation of a GenBank genome assembly